AUGAAGUUCACUCUGGGCCUGGGGUCGAGGGCGUGGAGAGUGUCCUGGGAACCCGCGGCUGCUGCGGCUGCGGCGGGCCGGGGGGCGAGCGGCGGCGCGCUCGGCGGCGGCGCAAGGCGCGUCUCCAGCCCGCGCCCAGGCCGCCGCGGCUCUCGGCUUGCGCGCGCCCUCCCUCUAUGCCUCUCCAGCGGCGGCGGCGCCCGAGCUCUCCCGGACUGCGCUGGGCCCAGCCCCCGCCGUCCCAGCGCCAGGCAGCCGGCUGGCCAGCACGCCAUGGAGCAGACUUACGGCGAAGUGAACCAGCUGGGCGGCGUGUUCGUCAACGGCCGCCCCCUGCCCAACGCCAUCCGCUUGCGCAUCGUGGAACUGGCGCAACUGGGCAUCCGACCCUGUGACAUCAGCCGGCAGCUGCGUGUAUCCCACGGCUGCGUGAGCAAAAUCCUGGCGCGCUACAACGAGACAGGCUCCAUCCUGCCCGGAGCCAUCGGGGGCAGCAAACCUCGCGUCACCACCCCCAACGUGGUCAAGCAUAUCCGGGACUACAAGCAGGGAGACCCCGGGAUCUUUGCUUGGGAGAUCCGCGACCGCCUGCUGGCCGAUGGCGUCUGCGACAAGUACAACGUGCCCUCGGUGAGUUCCAUCAGCCGCAUCCUGCGAAACAAGAUCGGCAGCCUAGCGCAGCCCGGGCCUUACGAGGCGAGCAAGCAGCCGCCGCCGCAGCCGGCGCUGCCCUACAACCACAUCUACCAGUACCCUUACCCCAGCCCCGUGUCACCCACUGGCGCCAAAAUGGGCAGCCACUCCGGAGUCCCGGGCUCGGCGGGCCACGUCAGCAUCCCCCGCUCGUGGCCCUCGGCGCACUCGGUCAGCAACAUCUUGGGCAUCCGGACGUUUAUGGAGCAAACAGGGGCCCUGGCCGGGAGCGAAGGCGCCGCCUACUCCCCCAAGAUGGAAGACUGGGCCGGCGUGAAUCGUACCGCCUUCCCGGCCACCCAAGCAGUGAAUGGGCUCGAGAAACCUGCCUUGGAGGCGGAUAUUAAAUACCCUCAGUCGGCCUCGAGCCUCUCCGCGGUGGGCAGCUUCCUCCCGGCCUGCGCCUACCCGGCCUCCAACCAGCACGGCGUGUAUAGCGCGCCGGGUGGCGGCUACCUCGCCCCGGGCCCGCCUUGGCCGCCCGCACAAGGCCCCCCGCUCGCACCCCCCGGGGCCAGUGUGGCCGUGCACGGCGGGGAGCUCGCUGCAGCCUUGACAUUCAAGCAUCCCAGCCGAGAAGCCGCCGACCGGAAGCCGCCCAGCCCGGGCGCCAAGACCCCCGACGCCCUCGGGAGCUUACACGGACUGCCCAUCCCGGCCUCCACCUCCUAG
This is a messenger RNA of Loxodonta africana (African savanna elephant), 1365 nucleotides long. It is a transcript of the gene PAX1, whose product is annotated as paired box 1. Bases 1 to 1365 code for a protein of 454 amino acids. Gene Ontology annotation, biological process: regulation of transcription by RNA polymerase II; anatomical structure development. The transcript is spliced from 5 exons. NCBI's taxonomy places the organism in Eukaryota, Metazoa, Chordata, Mammalia, Proboscidea, Elephantidae. Gene Ontology annotation, molecular function: DNA-binding transcription factor activity, RNA polymerase II-specific; RNA polymerase II cis-regulatory region sequence-specific DNA binding. The record is from RefSeq and is a predicted model, not a curated record.